Schistocerca piceifrons (Central American locust) is the source of this 1746-nucleotide messenger RNA. RefSeq names its product poly [ADP-ribose] polymerase tankyrase-1-like. The transcript is spliced from 7 exons. Lineage: Eukaryota; Metazoa; Arthropoda; Insecta; Orthoptera; Acrididae. Gene Ontology annotation, molecular function: protein binding. Bases 88 to 1737 code for a protein of 549 amino acids. The record is from RefSeq and is a predicted model, not a curated record.
AGCCGCGGCGAGGGAAGUGUCUGGAUACCCAACAGCGUGCACGUGCCGAACACAUUUCGACGGAGAAGACGCUUUUUCUCCUCCAUCAUGUCUUGCAGAAGCGCUAGUUGGCUCAUCUGCGUCUUUAUGGCAGUAGCCAUAGCAGCUGACUACAGUGGCUUGAAGUCCACGACAGACUCGUCCACCGUGUCAGCAGUCGGUGAGGACGGGGUGACGGCGGCCGCGGACCUGGCUGACCUGCUGGACGCGAGUAGCGGUGCUGUGGUGACUCUGGUGGCGGGCGAGACGCGCCUGGUGGCGCACAGGGCUGUCCUCGCCGCCAGGUGCCCCGUGUUAGCCGCCAUUUUUGUCCACGACGCGCCGAAGGCCAGCGGCGGCGGCCAGGCCAGCGUCGCGGACGUGGAGGGCCCGGCGCUGCGCCACCUCGUGGCCUACUGCUACACCCUCCGGGCCCCCCAGCUGCGCGGCACGGCCCACCAGCUGCUGGCCGCCGCUGACAAGUUCGGCUUGCCAGCUCUCAAGUCUGCCUGCGAGCAGCAGGUGGCCGCGCAGCUGUCUGCGGAGACUGCGGCGGCUGCAGCUGUGGUCGCAGUCAGGCACGGCACUGACAGCCACAGGCAGGCCGUCGUGGCCUUCGUAAAGGCCCACCUGCUCCACGUGAUGGCCACCCGGGGUUGGGCAGAGGCGAUGCGAAGCCACCCCGAGGACUUGCUGGAAGUGAUUCGGCUGAUGUCUCGUCCGUCAAACGAGACCGACUCUCCAGCCACUGGAGACAGCAGGGCCACGGCGGCUACCAGCUCCAGCGAGAGCAGCAGCACUCCCAUGGCAACCGCGCCACCAGUGGAAGCCUACACCACUCCACCUCCUGGUGACGCUGAAGUCUCUCGCAUGAGCACUCCAGCCACUGAAGACAGCAGGGCGACGGCGGCCGGCACCUCCAGCGAGCAAAGCUGUACUCCCGUGGCAGCUGCACCACCAGCCUGCCCCACUCCACCACCUGCUGACGCUGAAGUCUCUCGCAUGAGCACUCCAGCCACUGAAGACAGCAGGGCGACGGCGGCCGGCACCUCCAGCGAGCAAAGCUGUACUCCCGUGGCAGCUGCACCACCAGCCUGCCCCACUCCACCACCUGCUGACGCUGAAGUCUCUCGCAUGAGGAGACUUUCGGGAAGAGAGAAGGGCAGGAGGCUGCUGGAAGCAGCUCAGCAGUCACGAAUGUCAGAAAUGCGAGCCGUGCUGGCUGCAGGUGCGGACGUGGGGGCGACGGACAGCGACGGUUGGACCGCCCUGCACUGGGUGGCAAGAAACGGACAGGUGGAGAUGGCCAAGUGUCUACUGGCUGCAGGGGCAGACGUCGAGGCCAGGGGGCAGUGGAAAUGGACCGCCCUGUUCUGGGCAGCACGACAGGGGCAGGUGGAGGUGGCGAAGGCUUUGCUUUCCGCAGGGGCUGACCUGGAGGCGAGGGACAUCUGGCAGAACACGCCCCUGUUCCUGGCUGCAAUGACUGGACACACGGCUGCCGUGCGCUUUCUGGUGGCGUCCUGUGCCGACCCCAACGCCACGGAUGCGAAUGCGACGACUCCGCUGCACUGGGCAGCGUACAAUGGGCACGCAGAUGCAGCAGCUGCACUGUUGGAGGCAGGCGCCGACAAGGGGGCCAGGAACAGCUCUGGGCGCACCCCUCAGGAUAAUGCCAGGAAAUGGAACGACCGGCAGCUGAUAAACAUGCUUAGCUGAAGCUGGCAC